AUGACAAAACUCGGGCGUACGAAUGCUUGUGUGAUCGUAGCAGUUGAAGAGAUAUUGCAAGAGCAGAUGAUGCAACUGAUUAUUGUCAUUGAUACUAUUGAGAAACAAAAAACGCGUAAACGAAAACGUAGAACAUUAGUUGAGCCUUAUGGAAUGCUUCAUAGAAUCCCUGACCAAGUAAAACAUUUGAGUAGAAUGAUAGGCUUCAAUGACUAUGACUGUGUUUUAAACUUGCGCAUGGAUCGAAAUACAUUUGGGCGCUUGUGUGAGUUGUUGAGGCAAUUAGGUGGUCUUAGGAAUAGUAGGUUUGUAACCGUUGAGGAGCAAGUGUCGAUGUUCUUAUCUGUGCUUGCGCACCAUAAAAAAAAUAGGGUGGUCAAGUUUGAUUUUUGGAGAUCGGGUCAAACAGUUUCUCACUACAUACACGUUGUUCUAAAGGCAAUUUUAAGGUUGCAUGUGAUUCUAUUAGUGAAACCGACUGCUGUGGCUGAUGAUUCCAAUGACACUCGGUGGAAAUGGUUCAAGGGCUGUUUAGGUGCGUUAGACGGCACCUAUAUCAAUGUUACGGUGCCUAAUUGUGAUAAGGCGAGGUAUAGAACGCGAAAGGGGCAGAUCUCUACUAAUACCCUUGCCGUGUGUGACCAUAACAUGAAGUUUGUCUAUGUCUUACCGGGGUGGGAGGGUUUGGCAGCCGACUCUAGGAUAUUACGCAAUGCACUUAACAGGGUGAACGGUUUCAAAGUACCGAAGGGGUCAUACUACUUGUGUGAUAACGGGUAUUCAAAUAGUGAAGGAUUUUUGGCACCCUACAAAGGUGUUAGGUACCAUUUGAAAGAAUGGGGGCCAAAUGCUGCUCGGCCACAAAGUGCGGAAGAGCUUUUCAAUUUGAGGCAUACGCGUGCACGUAAUGUUAUAGAGCGUGCCUUCGGGGUAAUGAAGAUGCGGUGGGGCAUCUUACGCAGCCCAACUUACUACCCCGUUAAGGUUCAAAAUCGGCUUAUAAUGGCUUGUUUUCUACUAAAUAACUUUAUUAGAAACGAGAUGGAUGUAGACCCUUUAGAGCAAACAUUCAAUGAUCUGCCUAUAGACAACGAUUUCAUUGAACCUGAACAUGGGGAGUACGUCGAUUCUGUGGAACCAUCACCUGAAUGGGCUGCAACUAGGGAUGCAAUCGCCCAUUCCAUGUGGCAGCAUUACUUGCUGCAACAAUGA
Salvia miltiorrhiza (redroot sage) is the source of this 1212-nucleotide messenger RNA. Its product is annotated as protein ANTAGONIST OF LIKE HETEROCHROMATIN PROTEIN 1-like. The transcript is spliced from 3 exons. The record is from RefSeq and is a predicted model, not a curated record. Bases 1 to 1212 code for a protein of 403 amino acids. Lineage: Eukaryota; Viridiplantae; Streptophyta; Magnoliopsida; Lamiales; Lamiaceae.